AUGUCGCGCGCUCAAAAUGGAUGUCGGGGCGGUGGUCGUGGAACCAAGGAACCACUCCUCAUUGACGCGGUCAUUGGCAAAGUGGUGAAACGCAACCGUCGGAACUUCUCCGCCGCCUGGAUAGACUACAGAAAGGCAUUCGACUCGGUGCCCCAUACAUGGCUAAAGAGAGUCCUCGAGCUGUACAAGAUAGACUGUACAGUUAGAGACUUCCUUGAGCAGUGUAUGGGGCAGUGGAGUACGAUCCUUUGUCAUCUGGGCGAGCGGAUGAUGGCUGCGGAGAACCACAUAAGGAUAAGAAGGGGUAUCUUCCAGGGCGAUUGUCUGAGUCCAAUCUGGUUCUGCCUCUCUCUGAACCCUCUCAGUACCUUACUGGAGGGCUUCGGGAGGGGAUUUUAG
Messenger RNA from Parnassius apollo (apollo), 399 nucleotides. Lineage: Eukaryota; Metazoa; Arthropoda; Insecta; Lepidoptera; Papilionidae. The record is from the annotation of a GenBank genome assembly.